Alternaria postmessia is the source of this 1281-nucleotide messenger RNA. RefSeq lists its product as uncharacterized. NCBI's taxonomy places the organism in Eukaryota, Fungi, Ascomycota, Dothideomycetes, Pleosporales, Pleosporaceae. Bases 1 to 1281 code for a protein of 426 amino acids. The transcript is spliced from 5 exons. The record is from RefSeq and is a predicted model, not a curated record.
AUGGGCCGUUUCCCUGUCCUCUUGUCCCUCUUUGUUAGCGUAGUGUUUGCUGCACCGAGCGAGGACUCGAAGCAAACAUGCUACUCCCAAUUGGAUGGCAAGUUGCCGUCUUUUACUCCGUCGAAUUUCCACUUUAGUGGCAACGUAAGGAGGUACUACAUUGCCGCGGAGGAGCUUGAGUGGGACUAUGCGCCUACAGGGUGGGAUAACUGGUUAGGUGUCCCUUUCAACCUCUCAGCAAAAGCCCAGUAUUCAGGGUACACUCACUAUGGCACCAAAUGGCUCAAAGCGCUGUAUCGCGGAUACACCAACGCCUCUUUCAGCGAGAGGACGCUUCAGCCCCCAUUCCAAGGCAGCCAGGGACCGACUAUCCGUGCUGAAGUAGGCGAUCUGAUUGAGAUCCUGUUUGUCAAUAAAUUGAAAAAUCACUACGCGACCAUGCAUUCCAUGGGACUCGCAUACACCAAGCCGUACGAGGGCUCAGACUAUCCAAAUAACACAAUGCCCGGCGUCGGUAACACGCUACCGAUAGCAGACUACGGGCCGCCGAUGCUGGGGCCAGAAGAUUGUAUCGUAUACAAAUGGAUGGUGAACGAUGAAGCGGGACCGAGUGAUGGGCUUCCGGCAAAGAUUCAUUCAUACCAUUCAUACGUCUCUCUCGAGCAAGACGCCAACGCAGGCCUUAUUGGUCCCACAAUUAUUUACGCUAAUGGUAAGAUGAACGAAACAGUGGCGUCGUACCGCGAAUUCCCCAUUCUGUACAACAGCUACGAUGAGGAUCAGUCAUUCCUCUCCGGCGUAAACAAAGCUCGGCUUGAAGGUGGCGGCUCUGCACAGUACAUCAUGCCGCAAUUCGACACGACGGGCCUGCCUGACGCGAACAUGACAGUGUGGAAGCCGCAAUUGACGAAUUUCGAGAGUGGGAGACAGUUUGAUGGUGCACCUAUUUUCUUCGCUGUCAACGGGUUCGUGUAUGCGAACAAUCCAUUAUUCGAGAUGUGUGUGGGCGAUAACAUAAUCUGGGGUUCGAAUGCGUAUGGAUCGGCUAGCCAUGUAUUCCAUAUGCACGGUAAUGGCGUCGUUUAUCAGCGCUUCCAUGAAUACGCUCAGAGUAUCAACGACGGCGUAGGAAAGACACUGUACUCGAAGGCAGUUGGCGAGGGCCAAUGGCAGGUCAUUUGCCAUGUACAGAAUCACAACACCAAAGGCAUGGUGGCAAACUAUCGGGUUUACCCAAAGGACAACUGCCCUUUAGCACCACUGAAACCGCUAAGGGAGUAG